Molecule: messenger RNA, 897 nt
Organism: Ilex paraguariensis (yerba mate)
Lineage: Eukaryota; Viridiplantae; Streptophyta; Magnoliopsida; Aquifoliales; Aquifoliaceae
Source: the annotation of a GenBank genome assembly
CCAAACUGCUGCAGAGAUAAUAAUGGCGAUGCACAGAGUUAGAUCAGUGUUUGCCCUUUCCAAAUGCAAAUCCAAAUUGAGCUUUUCUUUCUUCCAUUUAACUUCAACUCGCUGUUUCUCUUCAUCGAAACUCCCAUCUCUGUUAGACAGGGUUGGAUUCAUUGGACUAGGAAACAUGGGAUCGCGAAUGGCUAGUAACUUGAUUAAAGCAGGAUACAGUGUCACCAUUCAUGAUGUCAAUCCUAAUGUAAUGAAGAUGUUCUCAGAAAAGGGAAUUCUCACAAAAGAAUCACCUUCUGAAGUUGCAGAAACAAGUGAUGUUGUAAUUACGAUGUUGCCUUCACCAAUUCAUGUAUUGGAUGUUUACACUGGACCAAAUGGUUUGCUUCAUUGCGGAAGCGGAGAUCCUUUAAGGCCGUGGUUAUUUAUAGAUUCAUCUACCAUUGAUCCUCAAACAUCAAGAAAACUUUCUAUGGCUGUAUCUAAUUGUGCUUUGAAAGCAAAGAAAGGUUUAGAAGAUUUUUCAGAAUCUUAGAAAGUUGUAUCAAGGCUUCCACCAGCAAAAUCAUGCACAGGUGCAUGCCUUCUUUUCAUAACAUGUGCCUUUGACAUGUAAGUUUGUGUCGGUUAUGGUCAUCUUUGAACGGGCUCAGACUCAAAGUUAAUAAUCUAGAUUCAGUUGUAGCAUUUCACAUAUGGCAUUGCUACAUGUAUUUGCCUUCAAAUGCCAUGAUCAGAACCCACAAAUUAGUGGCCACGUUGUGUUGUCAAUAAGGAGGCCAUAACAUAAAUGUUUCCUGAUAUUGAUACGAAAUAUUAACUAGGCAAUGGCAAUGGGAAUAUGUUUUGCAAAUUCCAUUCACAUUUCUACAAGGAAUGUUGUGUGUAGAUUACGGG